Molecule: messenger RNA, 3140 nt
Organism: Erythranthe guttata (spotted monkey flower)
Lineage: Eukaryota; Viridiplantae; Streptophyta; Magnoliopsida; Lamiales; Phrymaceae
Biological process (GO): carbohydrate metabolic process
Molecular function (GO): alpha-amylase activity; calcium ion binding
Source: RefSeq, a predicted model, not a curated record
AAAAAAAAAAAAAAAAAAAAAAAACUGCUUCCAUUCACAAAAGUGGAUUUUUCUCGUAGAGGCUCUCCUGGCCUCCGAAGUCAGGGGAGGAUAUGGGUGGAGCUACAAUGCCUGAUGCUGCUCUGUUUAGGACUUUGUUAUGCAAUCGAAAUGUUUCAUUGGGCAUGCCUGGCGGCCGGAGUUCGUGUUUCGAGCUUAAGAGGCAGCCGAUGAUUGGCAAAAGAUUCCAUGAAAAAAAGAGAAAACAAUUACACGGGAAUGCUUGGUACCGUAGAACAAGACCUGUUGUUUAUUUAAGUAUGAAUGAUUCCAGUGAGUUUCAACCAGCUUUUGUUGACGAGGAUGACAAUCCAAGUGAUUCCCUAGAGAUUCGUGAAGAUGAAUUGUUGACAGCUCAGAUAGACCUUUCUGAUGUUCGAUCCCAGAGAGAUGCCAUUGAGAAGGAGAGAGAUAUUCUGCUCGAAAAAUUGGCUAAAGCAGAAGCUAAACAACACGAGUACCAAACUGCUCUAAUGCAUGAAAAGGAACUGACCAUUUCAGAACUCGAGGCGGCGAAAGAACUGUUCCAUAAGAAGGUACAAGAGUCUAUACAGGAGAAAUUUGAUUUGGAGUCGAAGCUAAUUCUGGCAAAACAAGAUGCCAUUGAACUUGCAGUUCAAGUGGAAAAAUUGGCAGAGACUGCUUUCGAGCAGACCACAUCUCACAUAUUAGAAGAUGCCCGACUGAGGGUUUCAACUGCCGAAACUUCUGCAGCAGAAGCUGCUUAUCAGAUUGAGGAACAAGUACGAAGUGCUACUGAAGGGGCCGUACUUUCGAUAGUUGACCAGUCAAAAUCUGCCAUAGAAAAUGCUUUAGCUGUCGCAGAAUCUACAGGUGACCGCACAAAAAAAUUUGUUGCAUCUUAUGUGGAUGAUUUGAAUUUAGUCAACGAGAUUGCCUCUUUGAAGUCUCAGAACGUUAAAUUACAGAAAACGAUGAAUGAUUUAGAAUCUCAACUGUUGGUUUCGAACAAUGAGAUGAACAAAUUGAAGUUAGAGUUAGAGAAAAGCCGUCAGCAAGCAACAGCGUAUGAACUUCUGGCACGUGAUACUGAAAAAGAACUGCUUGAGUUUCAGAAGUCAAUUAGAGAAACAGCUAUUCAACAGGAGGACGAAGUUAAAUCACUGUUGGAGAAAAUGAAAAAGGACUCUGCUGAUAGAAGGAAGGCUACCUCAAAGGCUUUUAAGGCAGAGCUGGAAACUAUCCAGGCUGCUAUUGAAGCAGCAAAAGAAACAGUUCGAGCAAAAGACGAGGCUUACGUGAGAAGAUGUGAAGCGCUGCAAAGAUCUUUAAAAGCAUCUGAAUCUGCAUCGAAGGCGUGGAGGCAAAGAGCAGAAAUGGCGGAAGCAUUGUUGUCGAAGAAAGUCGGGUUUGGUGAAAAUGACGAUGAAGAAACAUACGUGGUCAACGGUGGGCGAGUUGACCUUCUGAUGGAUGAUGAUUCACAAAAAUGGAAGCUACUAACAAAUGGUCCUCGCAGAAAGAUACCUGACUGGAUGGUAAAGAGAAUCGGCUUUAUCUGUCCUAGGUUCCCUCCUAGGAAGACAAAUAUGGCUGAAGCCAAAUUAUCGAAAUUUAAAUCUUUGGAGUUGCCCAAACCUGAUGAGGUGUGGUCCAUCGCCCAAGAAAAGCCAAAAGAAGGUGAUACACUGGUUGAGCAUGUGAUGGAGAAAGAAAUAAUUGAAAAGAAACGUAAGGCUUUGGAGCGUGCUCUUCAAAGAAAAACUAUUAAGUGGCAGAAAACUCCCGAAGAGAUAAAAUUAGAGCCAGGAACUGGUACCGGACGUGAGAUAGUGUUUCAAGGUUUUAACUGGGAGAGUUGGAGGAGGCAAUGGUACCUUGAUCUUGCCCCUAAGGCUGCUGAUCUGUCACGUUCUGGCAUAACUGCAGUAUGGUUCCCUCCGCCCACAGAAUCUGUUGCACCGCAAGGUUAUAUGCCAUCUGACCUGUACAACCUAAAUUCAGCAUACGGUUCGGUGGAAGAGUUGAAGCACUGUCUAGAGGAAAUGCGAAAUCAAGAUCUUCUGACCUUGGGAGACGUUGUAUUGAAUCAUCGAUGCGCUCAUAAGCAGAGUCCUAAUGGUGUCUGGAACAUAUUCGGAGGGAAGCUUGCCUGGGGGCCUGAAGCAAUUGCGUGUGAUGACCCAAAUUUUCAAGGGCGUGGCAAUCCUUCUACUGGUGACAUUUUUCACGCGGCACCAAAUAUUGAUCAUUCACAGGACUUUGUACGUAAAGACAUAAAGGAAUGGCUAAACUGGCUGCGAAAUGAUAUCGGUUUUGAUGGAUGGCGCCUGGAUUUCGCAAGAGGUUUCUCUGGUAGUUAUGUGAAAGAAUAUAUCGAAGCUUCAGAUCCUGCAUUUGCCAUCGGAGAGUACUGGGAUAGUCUGGCUUAUGAAGGUGGUAAUUUAUGUUACAACCAAGAUGCUCAUCGACAACGCAUAAUUAAUUGGAUCAAUGCUACCGGUGGUACCUCCUCAGCUUUUGAUGUCACCACAAAGGGUAUCCUCCAUUCAGCCCUGCAUAACCAAUAUUGGAGGUUAAUCGAUCCUCAAGGUAAACCGACAGGAGUAAUGGGAUGGUGGCCCUCUCGUGCUGUCACAUUCUUGGAGAAUCAUGAUACCGGCUCAACACAGGGUCAUUGGCCGUUUCCAAGAGAUAAGCUUCUGCAAGGAUAUGCAUACAUUUUAUCACAUCCCGGGACUCCUGUAAUAUUCUACGACCACUUCUACGAUUUUGGCAUCCGGGACGUAAUAACCGAACUAAUCGAAGCUCGAAGGAGGUCAGGAAUCCACUGCCGCAGCCCGAUAAAAAUAUUCCACGCAAACAACGACGGUUACGUGGCGAAAACCGGGGAAACACUUGUAGUGAAGCUUGGUCAUAUUGACUGGAACCCUUCCAAAGAAGUUGACUUGGAUGGGAGCUGGCAGAAGUUUGUUGAUAAAGGCUCAGAUUAUCAGUUGUGGUUGAGACAAUAAUCAAUAAUGUAUUUAUAAAGUUAUAUUGAACAUUGCCAUCUUUGUCUAGGAAAUCCAGAAGCAGUGUAAUUAAUAUAUGUGACUCAAUUUAUAAUUAAUUAAUAAUUAUAUAAAGGGUUAUAUAGA